This is a messenger RNA of Lates calcarifer (barramundi perch), 3753 nucleotides long. It is a transcript of the gene glis1a, whose product is annotated as zinc finger protein GLIS1. Bases 356 to 2194 code for a protein of 612 amino acids. Lineage: Eukaryota; Metazoa; Chordata; Actinopteri; Centropomidae. Gene Ontology annotation, biological process: regulation of transcription by RNA polymerase II. Gene Ontology annotation, molecular function: RNA polymerase II cis-regulatory region sequence-specific DNA binding; DNA-binding transcription factor activity, RNA polymerase II-specific. Gene Ontology annotation, cellular component: nucleus. The record is from RefSeq and is a predicted model, not a curated record. The transcript has 9 exons.
AGCAGAUGCAGCCAGUGAGCUCGCGGUGCGGAGCGCGCUGUAGAGACAGUGGGAGGCACAAUCCGCGUGCAGCCAGCGCGAGGCAAAGAUCUACCUAACGAGCCGUGAGCAAUGACUGGACACAAAACGCACGAGAGAUGACUGAUCACGCAGCAGUUUGGAACAAAUGACAGAAGAUUACACAUGCAGAAGAUGCCAGCAGCUGGAGAUCAAUCUAAUUUGAUUAUAUUUAAAUACUGAAAGAUGCUGCGGACGGUUCUGCCUCCAAUGGAUUCUUAAAGUUGCCCCAAGACAAUUAACAUCCACGAUUUUACUAAAGGGAUCUCCUGGUGGAAGUCAGAGAGCGGGGGCCAGGAUGUGGCCCCCCGACCUCGGGCCUCCAGAUGUCCAGCUGACUCUUCCUGGUUUUGGGAGUGUGUUUGAAGAUGCAGAGGACCUGCAGGCACCGCUGUCUUCUGGUGGCUUCUGUCAGUCCUCAAUACAUUCAGCUGGUCUGUGCUGUCUACCAAGGACCUCCCUGUCCCUGUCCUCCCUGGGGCGAGACCUCACCUCUUUACUCAACUGUAAGACUAAUGGUUCCCACAUAGAAAAGACCGUGGAGGACUUUGCCACUACAGCACACACAGACCCUAAAAACACCCAGAGGUUUGGUUGUUACCCUCAGCCCUCCCUCCCUUUAUCCUACAUGCUCACCAGCUGUGCCACAUCUCCUUCUUUCUGCUCCCCCUCACCCUCUGUUACCUCUACCUCCUCCUCAUCAUCUUUAUUUUUUGCCUCUUCCUCGCCUCUCUCAGACGCCAACAACAAAGCGUCUCCGCAACAACGAAAGCUACAAGAAGAGUAUCACUCCAUUAAACAGGAGCCUGCAGAUGAUUUCAUGCCAUGUAAGAGGGAAUCGUUCCAAAUGAACAACCAGCAGGGGGAGCUGUUCCAUGUUGGCCAGCCCCUCCAAUGCCACGAUGGUCAGGACAGCACCCAGACCCCUCUGCACUCCCCAAGGCUCAACGGACCUGUUGGACAGGACCCUGCAGCGGACCAACAGGAGCAGCUCUGUCACUGGAUCGACUGCAGUGCCACGUACAGCAGCCAGGAGGAGCUGGUGAGGCACAUCGAGAAGGUUCACAUCGACCAGCGCAAAGGGGAGGAGUUUGCAUGUUUCUGGGCCGGCUGCGUUCGCCGCCACAAACCCUUCAACGCUCGCUACAAGCUGCUCAUCCACAUGAGGGUUCAUUCUGGAGAAAAGCCCAAUAAAUGCAUGUUUGAGGGCUGCUCCAAGGCCUUCUCCCGUCUGGAGAAUCUGAAGAUUCACCUGAGGAGCCACACGGGAGAGAAACCGUACAUCUGCCAGCACCCCGGCUGCCUCAAGGCCUUCAGCAACUCCAGUGAUCGGGCCAAACACCAGCGCACGCACCUGGACACGAAGCCAUACGCCUGUCAGAUCCCGGGCUGCACCAAACGCUACACCGACCCCAGCUCGCUACGGAAACACGUCAAAGCUCAUUCAGCCAAAGGCCUUCAGGAGAGGGAGGUCAAGGUUCAGGUGCACACAAUGCUGGAAUCUGACAUUUUGAGUGAUUGUCUGGCGAGGCAGCAUCUCCACAGCUCUGCCUCUUCCCACCAAGGAAACAGCUCACCUCUACCAGGCUUAGAUGACUUCACAGGUGUGUACUCAAACAGCAGCUCCGUCCACAACAGAGGGAAUUCAGAGUUUAUCCCUCCAUCAGCAGACACCUGCUCCAGGUAUCAAGGCUUAGAGGGAAACUUUGACGCCAACAGCCCGAUAUCUUCGUUAACAAGUCCAGGGAGCAUGAGAGAGGGGACCAGAUCCACAUCGUUGUUCAUGCCGGCUGACGUCAGCCCAGUGAGCUCUUCAUCAGACAGAGUUGACGUCCGGCUGCAGGGCUACCAGAAAACCUACAGCCACCAACAGCAAGUAUUCUCUCAGCAGCAAGGCUGUCUGUAUGGAGAGGGAAAGGUGGUUCAAUCAGUCAACGAUGGAGGCUUUGAACCUGCCAGUUACUUCACGAACCCCCCCACCUCUCACUCCACAGGGUUUGACUUGUUGCAGGACCUGCAGGGCCAGGCAGGGGGCGGUUACUCCAUGUCUCCCUGCCCAGACGACAGCUUCCUCUUCCAGGCGGGAGGCGUCGACCGCUGCCUCAAUCAAAUCUACUCCAUCUACCUGGACUCGUGAUGACAGCCCAGAACCAGACAAAACCAAAAUCACUUUGUUUUCCUAAGGACAAAAUGCAGCAUGACUGAUGUGUGACGGACAAUCACAUCCACAACAUGCUGUUCACUCAGAAGUGAAGUUGUCAGCAUUGUUCUCGUUCUCGGCUGAAAAAUAUGGCAGCAGGAGUUUUAAUGGUACAGACAAAAGUGUAAAACUUACAAAAGGCAGAGUAGAGCCAAACAUAAACAGCCAAAGAGAACAUCUGGUCAAAUUGUAGAUGUAAAUAGCAGUGACUUUUUUAUUCAGAGAUGACCACAGCAUUUGUGAUCUGGAUAGAAUGACGAGCUAUACACUUCAUCAGUUUUGUUUGAUCCUUUGGAAAGUCGGUCAGCUGGCUCUCUGGCUCUGCCACUGAUGUUAAACUCAAUCAGUGAGGUUAAUUCUGCCCCCUCGAUCAGCAGCUUUGCCAACAGGAAGUGUUAAAACAACGAUCUUUGAGUGAACAGAGUGGAACAUUGUAAUGCAGAUACUGGAUGCAAGAUGUGACAAGCUGUCGCAAGAAGCUUCAUUUUAAAUGUCACAAAAGCCAAAAAGGUUGGGAACCAUUAUGUUAUAGUGGAUGACAAGUAGCAUUUAGCAGUCCAGGCCCCUCAAGGAAUAGUUCAGUUUUUGAGACUAUGGUAACUAUGAAGCUAGGCCAGCAGUAGGUUAGCUUAGCUUAGCAGAAAGACUGGAAAACAGGUAAACUGGCAAAAGUACCAAAAUUAGCCUACCAACAACUUUACAGCUUACUCAUUGAUGUGUUGUAUCUCGUUUUUGUAUAAUAAGUACAAAAACCAAAGAAAAAUGAAUGUCAUUUUACAGGGGGAUUAUGUGGUGGACUGUUUCUUUGUAGGGACAUCCUAGAGCCUUUAUUUCCAUGUUUCCCAAAUUUUUGACCUAUUCUUUCAAGGUUGAAGCAUGUUUUAAGCGAUUGAGCAACCUCAAACUGCUGGAUUAUUUCAAUCUUCCUGGAGUGCAGUUACACCGGAGGACGCUGCAGGAGAGCGGAGUGUACAGUAAACUGUAGCAGUGCUGCCCCCAAGUGUCUGAUUGAGUGUACAUACUGCAAAGCAUACGGCCUGUGGAACAGAGUGGGUCAGUGUGGAUGACUCCUGGGACUGGAAAACUGACAAACAAAACAAAAACCAGCAAUAAAAUAUAGUUACUCUCAACGGUUCCUCUGUCAUGGACUGAAAGGUGCCAACAAAUAUGUUUUAAUAUGUGUAAUCUAACAAUCAAAACAUAAUCAAUCUCCUUUUUCAUAUUGUCUCUUGUUGCUUCAGCACAGUGUCUUUACAUGUUUGUUGUACAGUUUCUAUCAGUGUUAUACUCAUUGAGGGAGGUGUGCAUUGUUUACAAUAAGUUCUCUGCACUCUUUUCUGUCUCAUCACAGAGACUCUAAAAAAAUGACCAACCAGAAAAUGUUUACACUGAUUUUGUAGCAAGUCAGAGAGAUUUCUUAUUAUUGUCAAUGAACAGUGUAUAGACUGUAUAAAAAUGCAUCUGUGUUUUAUAUCUAAAUAAAACAUUUGUUUGUA